Molecule: messenger RNA, 4135 nt
Organism: Carassius gibelio (silver crucian carp)
Lineage: Eukaryota; Metazoa; Chordata; Actinopteri; Cypriniformes; Cyprinidae
Gene: itgb5
Product: integrin, beta 5
Exons: 16
Coding region: 317-2734 (805 amino acids)
Biological process (GO): integrin-mediated signaling pathway; cell adhesion mediated by integrin; cell migration
Cellular component (GO): integrin complex; focal adhesion; cell surface
Molecular function (GO): integrin binding
Source: RefSeq, a predicted model, not a curated record
CUAGAUUAACGUGAGGGACGCGGCAGGCACUCAACUAUUGAACUUCCACGCUGAAAACAACCGGAUGAUGAGUAAAACAGUCUGUUUACAAAGUUUAACGUGUUUGCAAAGGAAGAUUUGAAACUCAGUAUGGAUGCAGUCAAUGGGGAAUUAUUGCAGUGGACCGCAGACAGAUGAUGUGGACAGGAUGGACACAAAGAAGACCUCAGCCACUCACGAUAUAAGAAACGGACAUUUAUAAUAUAAACUGUUUUUUUAUACAAUUGGACAAAAACAAAAGUUUUGACGUUGAACGGUUUUGAUUUUGCAAGGAAUAAUGUGGAAACCUUGCCCAUUUACACGUCACCCGGCCCUUCUAGUUUACAUAGUCUUGGAAAUAUUUAUUCUCAGCGUCAAAGGUCUUAAUGUUUGCACGAGCGGCAGCGCCACAUCUUGUGAAGAAUGUCUCCUCAUUCACCCGAGCUGCGCCUGGUGCGCGCAAGAGGACUUUGGACAAGCUAGAACUCUCAACUCACGAUGUGACUUCAGCCAGAACUUACAGAAAAGAGGAUGUGAUGCCCCUUUCAUAGAAAAUCCCAGGAGUGGCAGCUCUCUGUUGCGGAGCAAACCUCUGAGCUCCAAAGGUUCUGGGGUGACCCAGUAUGAUGUCAUCCAGAUAUAUCCACAAAAGAUCUCUCUUAGCUUAAGGCCUGGUGACCAGACCUCAUUUAAGGUACAAGUGCGUCCUGUAGAAGACUACCCCGUCGAUUUGUACUACUUGAUGGACCUCUCGCUCUCCAUGAAGGACGAUCUGGACACAAUCCGCAACCUUGGCACCAAAUUGGCUGAGGAAAUGAGGAAGCUUACAAGUAACUUCCGCCUUGGCUUUGGCUCUUUUGUGGAUAAGAACAUCUCACCCUUCUCCUACACAGCCCCCAAGUACCAGGACAACCCAUGCAAUGGAUAUAAGUUGUUCCCAAACUGCGUCCCUACGUUUGGCUUCCGUCACCUUUUAUCUCUUACGGACAAGGUUGACCGUUUCAAUGAAGAAGUGCAGAAGCAGCUGGUUUCGCGGAACAGGGAUGCACCGGAGGGGGGGUUUGAUGCCAUUCUGCAGGCUGCCGUUUGCAAGGAGAAGAUUGGCUGGAGGAAGGAGGCCUAUCAUCUCUUGGUGUUUGCCACCGAUGACGUCCCUCACUUGGCUUUGGACGGCAAGCUCGGUGGACUAGUGCAUCCUCACGAUGGACAGUGUCACCUGAACGACAAGAACGAGUAUAGUGCUGCAAACCAGAUGGACUACCCUUCACUCGCUCUACUUGGAGAGAAACUGGCAGAAAACAAUAUUUUCCUCAUCUUUGCUGUGACCAAAAGGCACUAUGUUCUUUACAAGAAUCUCACAGCUUUGAUUCCUGGGACUACAGUGGAAAUUUUGGACCAAGACUCCAAAAACAUUAUUCAGCUAAUUGUGAACGCAUACAAUAACAUCAGGUCAAAGGUUGAGCUGAGCGUAUGGGACCAUCCUGAAGAUCUCAGUCUGGCCUUCACGGCCACCUGCCAAGACGGCCAGCCCCUGACCGGCCUCCGCAAGUGUGCUGACCUCAAAAUCGGUGACACUGUCUCCUUCAACAUAACUGUAGAGGCACGAGGAUGUCCUCCGAAAGGCACCAGGAAGAGUUUCACCAUCAGGCCUGUGGGUUUUAAAGACCGUCUGGAGGUCUCUGUGGACUACCGCUGUGAUUGCAGCUGCACAUAUUACACCAAAUCUAACAGCAGCCGCUGCAACUCCGCCGGCACCUACAGCUGCGGGACGUGCCGAUGUGAGCCCGGCUACCUGGGGGCCCGCUGCGAGUGCGAGGAGGGUGAGGUCGACCACCAGCACCUCAGUGCCUGCCGUGAGGCCGAGGGCAAGCAGGUGUGCAGCGGCCGCGGAGAAUGCAGCUGUAACCAGUGUCUGUGUUACGAGUCGGAGUUCGGCAAAAUCUAUGGCACCUUCUGCGAGUGUGACGACUUCUCCUGUGCACGACAUAAGGGAAUACUGUGCUCAGGCCAUGGAGAAUGCCACUGCGGUGAGUGUAAAUGCCACGCUGGUUAUAUUGGAGACAACUGUAAUUGCUCUACAGAGACGGCUUCCUGUGUGUCGGACGACGGCAAGAUCUGCAGCGGGCGGGGCAGCUGUGUGUGUGGGCGGUGCCAGUGCACUGAGCCAGGGGCAUUUGGGGACACGUGCGAAAAAUGUCCCACCUGUCCAGAUGCUUGUGGAACAAAGAGGGAAUGCAUUGAGUGCCGUCUCUUUAACACGGGGAGACUGGCCGAUAACCAGACCUGCCAGCGCAUGUGCAAGGAUGAGAUCAUCACGGUGGAAACACUCAAAAAGGAUGAUUCCAACGCUGUUCAAUGCGUGUAUAAGACAGAGAAGGACUGUGUGAUGAAGUUCACCUACUCUGAACAUGCCAGUGGCCAGUCGGUCCUCACUGCCCUUAAAGAGCCAGAAUGUGCUGUUGCCCCAAAUGCCAUGACUGUGCUCUUGGCAGUUGUUGGCAGCAUCUUGUUGAUGGGCAUCGUGCUGCUAGCUCUCUGGAAACUGGUCAUCACCGUCCACGACCGCCGCGAGUUUGCACGCUUCCAGAGUGCACGUUCACGAGCGAGAUAUGAGAUGGCAUCUAACCCUGUUUAUAAGCAGUCCAUCCCCUCCCACCCAAUGGAGACGGAUUUCCAUAUGCAUAUUAUCAAGUCAUGCAACGGAGGAGUCCACUGAUCGACCUGCAUUUGGACUGGGGGACAUGGCAGGACCUGUCCAGCACACCUCUGCACUACAGUGGAGGACAGAGACAGAGCAAAUGUUACCGUCUUUUGCAAUGCAAACAUUUUUUGAGGCGUGUGGUUCCUGAGGAUUGGAAGUGAUCUUAAUGCGGUUUCAGUUGGAUGAGCAGCAGUUGGACACAUGGCUUGUCUAGUUGGAGAGGCAGGGCUUCUCUGCCUGUUCCAGAAUUCUCCAUGAGUGAUAGACAUUGACCUGCAAUGGACCGCUUGCUUGAAUAUAAUUCCUAACCAUACCUCCUGCACAUUAUGAUGGAUUUGCUGUGCAUUGUUUUAUAGGCAAAGAGACAUGAAGUGUAUAUUUUUAACAGUGUUCCUUUCCCAGCCGUUAUACAUUUUACAUCAUUUUAUUAACCACAUGUACAGUACAAUAGUCAGAUGCCAUAAAGUGUGCAUAGAACACAAAGAAAUGCUAAAUUAUACAACUCUUUAACAAAGUGGUUGGUACUAACCUUACCAGGGCAAUACAUUUCUUAACUUGUUUUGCACGUUGUAUGUUAGGCUGAGAUUUAUAAAGUAAAGAAAGAAAUGCCACUCUACAAUCCUAGUCUUUUGUUUUUUUGCCAGAGGUUACACAUUUUUAUAAUAGUUUGCAACUGUACAGUGUGAUGCAAUAACACUGCCUGCUGAUAAUUCAAGAGUGUCUCAUUUGUUUUUGGAACAAUUACAUUUAGAAGUUCCACACCCAUCCCAUCAGGACCUGGACUAAAUCAAAAUUAGACACUAGACACCAGCUGCCAGCAAGAACUGAGACUGACCCCAUAUCAAUACUUAGUCAUGUGGAAGUCAGGUUUGUGUCUACUUGCUUUUACUACGAUGUGUUUUGGUGCAUUGUUUUCAUAUAAGGCGUAUGUUUUCAUAUAAGGUGUAUGUUUUCGUACUGCUCUUACUGCAAAAAUCCAAACUGAAUACACUGCUAGUCAAUCUUUCAAAACCAGGUCUUUCACUGGUUAUGAUUUCAGGCCAUAUAAUCAUUGUUUCAAAACACAAGAUCUUUGGAAUAAAUGAGAACAUUUGGUUUAAUCGCUGAAACACAACAGUAUGACCUUUCAAUUUAGUACUUUUAACAAUCAGUUCAUCCAAACACCAAACAAUGCAAGAUACAUGUUUAAUUUCAGCCAUGCUGCCGAGGUUACAGUAACACAGGCUAGACUUUCACAGUUAGACAAUACACUUACAUUACCUAACUUGUGUAAUUAAUGUGAAAUCUGUUAAGUUUGUAAUACUAUAUGUCCAGUUUGUCAACAAAAGGUGUGAUGGAGACAUGACAUGGCCAUGAGGUUUUGUGUAGUACAGUUUUUGCUGUCGAUACAGUAAAUGUUGUCAUUUUACCAUGUGA